Molecule: messenger RNA, 1368 nt
Organism: Castor canadensis (American beaver)
Lineage: Eukaryota; Metazoa; Chordata; Mammalia; Rodentia; Castoridae
Source: RefSeq, a predicted model, not a curated record
AUGGUGGAUAAGGAAGAAAGUGAAGUUUUCCCAGGACCCACAAGGAUCUCAGCUGCUCCUGAGCCACUGGAGACUCCUACAGCUGUGUGCACCCAUAUAGAUGCAAGGUGCAAAUGCAUCUUCUGCCACCCCCUGGCCUGUGUCAAGUGUGCCAGGGCCAUGUAUGCAAAGGGACAUCGGAAAAGUGCAGCUGCUGUGUCUGAUUUUGAAAGAGCCCUGCUCCCAGAUCGAGGCUCAGGAACUUCCCCACCCCAGCCCGUAGUCCCUCUGGGUCCCUCCUGGGUCCGCGGAAGCACCAGGAGGCGUGGUCCAGGCCCAGGCAUCCUGGCUGGGCGGCGGCGGGCCGCGUCCCUUCCCAGGCACCGCCGAGAUGGCUCUGCGUGUCGCAUGGCCAAGCGAGCUCACCGCCAGGAAGGACCCGCGCCUCGCAGCACUCCACAAUUAAUGAUUUGUCGCCGAAGAAGGAGCCCGGCCCAGGAGCGCGAGGAGCGCCGAGGAGGGAGCGCGAGCGCAGGGCGCGAGUCGAGUCCCCGCCGGCCGCACAGGCGCCGCCUCCUGUCUUCCGGGCCCCGGCACUUCGCGGGGUUCCGGGCGCGGGGGACCCCAUGGAGGCGGACUCGCCGGCGAGUGCCGGAGCCCCGCAGCCCCGCGCACGGGGAGCGGCGGGCGCGAUCGGCAGCCAGCUGCGCCGGAUCCAAGGCAAACUCUUCACCUGGCAGUGACAACCUUUUGGACAUUUUGAAAAGAAAAUGGUGGAAGUACGUCCUGCUGGGACUAGCAGAUGUGGAAGCUAAUUACCUGAUUGUCAGAGCAUACCAGUACACGACGCUCACCAGUGUCCAGCUUUUGGAUUGUUUUGGGAUUCCUGUGCUAAUGGCUCUCUCGUGGUUUAUUCUUCGUGCAAGAUACAGAGUGGUCCACUUCAUUGCUGUGUUUGUCUGCCUGCUGGGAGUAGGAACCAUGGUUGGUGCAGACAUAGUAGCAGGGAGAGAAGAUAAUUCAGGGAGCGAUGUACUGAUUGGUGACGUCUUGGUUCUGCUUGGGGCUUCCCUCUAUGCUGUUUCUAACGUGUGUGAAGAAUACAUCGUGAAGAAGCUGAGCAGACAGGAAUUUUUAGGAAUGGUGGGCUUAUUUGGAACAGUUAUCAGUGGCAUACAGCUAUUGAUUGUGGAAUAUGAAGAUAUUGCCAGCAUUCACUGGGACUGGAGAGUUGCUCUGCUCUUUGUGGCCUUUGCCCUCUGUAUGUUUUGUCUGUACAGCUUCAUGCCAUUGGUGAUUAAAGUCACCAGUGCCACUUCAGUCAACCUGGGCAUCCUGACAGCUGACCUCUACAGCCUUUUCUUUGGACUCUUUCUGUUUGGCUAUAAG